AAUGCAUAAGUCUCACUUACUUUAGCAUCUCUCCAGAAUAAUACCUCCCACUGAGUCCAAAAGCUCGCCGUUUUCUUCAUGGACAAGGACAACCGAGACGACUUCACUUUUGCAAAGCUAUCUGAUCUCAAGCUCCCUGUCACUUUCCGCAUUUCUCAGUUAGAAGGAUCAAUACCACAACCCUCUGUUUCAGAGCUACUCGAGAACCCAGAACUGAGGUUUCACGGUGCACAAUCUUCGGCUUUUUCAGACCUCUAUGUCUCCUGCCAGCUCCUGGCGGAUAACAAGCCGCUGACCAUACCCUUCCGCACUUCCUUCAAAGCUUUCAAGAACAACUAUGUGUGGAACGAAUGGAUAACGUUGCCCGUUCGGUACUGCGACCUCCCGUUGAGUUCACAGAUAACAUUUACUGUAUGGGAUAUCGGGGCUCCACGCACAGCGGUGCCCGUCGGUGGCACAACGUUUAGGAUGUUUGGAAAGAAAUGGACUUUGCGCCGGGGAAAACACCGUUUGUUGCUUUGGGCAGGUCAAGAAGCAGACGGCUCCAUGCAGACUAAAACUCCCAGUAAACUUGGCAACAGGGAUGAAAUGGGUCGUUUAGAGAAGCUCGUGAAGAAAUACGAACGUGGCGACUUGCCAAAGUCAGAUUGGUUAGACAAUAUGGCUUUCAGAAAAAUGGAGGAGAUACACGCUGUGGAGACAGAGAAGUCAGAAAACAUGUAUCUUUAUGUCGACCUUCCACGAUUCGACUUUCCCGUGAUAUUCAGCGAAGCUGAGGCCCAGAAUCAGGCAACGAUACCAUUUGCACCUCCAGUAGCAGCCCAAGCACCUCUUACACCUGUACUUCCCAGUUAUUUUGCUACAGAUCCACACCUCUGGGCCAUCCUUGACCCCGAGAUUGCACGCGAAAACCCCGUGGAGGACAAGCAUCGUCGACUCGUGCGGAGUCACCGAAGUAGUCCAUACGACAGAGAGCUCAAACCAAAUGCCAAGAUCAGAGAUGAGCUUAAUGAAAUACUUAAUUAUGCGCCCUCUCAGCCUCUCAACUCCGAGGAGAAAGACCUCAUCUGGAAGUUUCGUUUUUACCUCGCACGAGAUAAGCGCGGGCUUACCAAAUUCCUCAAGUCUGUCACUUGGCGCGAUCCUUCGGAAGUCAAACAAGCAGUGGAGGAGCUACUGCCAAUGUGGACAGAGGUCGACACGGAUGAUGCUUUGGAGCUCCUCGGACCUGGAACUGUGGACUCGAGAGUAAGAGCGUUUGCAGUACGGCAGCUUAACCGCGCAGAUGACGAAGAACUUCUGUUAUAUCUCUUGCAACUCGUACAGGCGCUCAAAUUUGAAAGUGCCGCUAGCGAGCAGCGCUCGAGUCGAUCAACAACAAGUGCAAUAUCUCAUGACGAUAGCGGGCUGACAGACUUUUUGAUCGCACGUGGAGUACAAAACCAUACACUAGGUAACCGGCUGUAUUGGUAUCUGAUAGUAGAAGUGGAAUUGGAGGAUAGGGUCGUGGCGAAAAUGUACGGGCGGGUGGUGUUCAAGUUUCUGAGCAAGAUUUUAGAGUCCGAGAAUGGCAGUGAACGCCGCGAGCUCAUGCGACGUCAAGGUGUCCUCGUCGAGACCCUCGCCAAACGAGCCAAGGAGCUGCGCACUUCUAAAGACCCACGACCUAAAAAAAUCGAGAAACUUCGCUCUUUCAUCAACGACUCCAAGAACGGGCUCGUCAACAUCCCUCCUCUACCUCUGCCGCUCAACGCACGCAUAGAGAUUACGGGCAUCAUUGCUGAAAAGUCUUCGGUCUUCAAGUCGAAUCUUUACCCCUUCCUGUUAUAUUUUCAGUGUUCUGAUGGCACGGAGUACCCUGUGAUUUUCAAAGAUGGCGAUGACAUGCGCCAGGACCAGCUUGUCCUCCAAUUGUUCACGCUCAUGGAUCAGUUGCUCAGGAAGGAGAAUUUGGAUUUGAAGCUCAUCCCCUACGAUGUGCUGGCGACUGGGCUGUUGCAGGGUAUGGUGCAAUUUAUCCCCAGCAAGACUAUCGCAGCAAUCAUCAGUGAGAAUGGGACGCUCUUGAACUAUUUGAGAGCGAACAAUCCGGAUGAGGGCAGCGUUGGAACGUAUGGAGUCGAGCCGAGUGUUAUUGAUACAUUUGUGCGCAGCUGUGCUGGAUACUGCGUUGUGACAUACCUGCUAGGCGUGGGUGAUCGGCAUUUGGACAACCUUUUACUGACACCGGAUGGUCACUUUUUCCAUGUCGAUUUUGGGUAUAUUCUUGGUCGGGACCCAAAGCCGUUUCCUCCUCCUGUCAAAGUCUGCAAAGAGAUGGUCGAUGGCAUGGGCGGAGCCCAAUCAACCCACUACGCGCGAUUCAAAAACUACUGCUUCACCGCAUUUACGAUCCUCCGGAAAAGCGCCAACCUCAUUCUCAACUUGGUAGCGCUCAUGGUAGACGCGAACAUUCCAGACAUCAAGCACCGCGACGUUCAUGAGCAGAUCCAGGAGAAGUUUCGGUUGGACUUGACGGAGGAGGAGGCGAUCAAGCAUUUCGAGGCGUUGUUGAAUGAGACUUCGUAUUUCACGGUUGUGCUAGAUCGGAUUCAUGAUUUGGCCCAGUAUUGGAGGAGUUGAGCGGGCCAGUGGUGUGUGUGCUAUUUUUGCUGGGAUUGUGCUUGUGCUUUCGGCCGCUUUGAUGAUGAGCACUUGUCGCAGCUUUUACCGUACGUGGUCCUAUGGGUAUUGGAUUUCGGAAGUGUUGCUAUACUUGUCAGCUAUUUAUGUAGUUUCUAACAUCGAUUCGUGCAAGGAUUAAUCACUACCAGGCACAGACUCAGGAGAAAACGG
Molecule: messenger RNA, 2835 nt
Organism: Suillus plorans
Lineage: Eukaryota; Fungi; Basidiomycota; Agaricomycetes; Boletales; Suillaceae
Product: kinase-like domain-containing protein
Exons: 14
Coding region: 79-2622 (847 amino acids)
Biological process (GO): autophagosome assembly; phosphatidylinositol-3-phosphate biosynthetic process; autophagy of peroxisome
Cellular component (GO): cytoplasm; phagophore assembly site; membrane
Molecular function (GO): 1-phosphatidylinositol-3-kinase activity
Source: RefSeq, a predicted model, not a curated record